Messenger RNA from Perognathus longimembris pacificus (Pacific pocket mouse), 1473 nucleotides. RefSeq lists its product as uncharacterized. Gene Ontology annotation, molecular function: lipid binding. The transcript has 15 exons. Lineage: Eukaryota; Metazoa; Chordata; Mammalia; Rodentia; Heteromyidae. The coding region runs from base 1 to 1473 and encodes 490 amino acids. The record is from RefSeq and is a predicted model, not a curated record.
AUGCUGCCAUUUUGGGGGUCACUGCUGUGCUGGGCACUGAUGCCCUCAGCCCAAGGGGAAGCCCGCAGCAACCUCUUCCUGCGGAUCAACAACUCUCAGCUGAAGACAAACAUUUCAGACCUGUUAACAGAGAACCAGGUCCUGGGUGGCAUGAAGAAGAUGCCAGUGAUGGGGUUCACAAGCAAGGGCAAGCCUAUGAUCGACAACCUGCCCUUCGUCAAUGAGGGCCUCUCCAGCAAUAAAGGGGGACUGGACUUGACAUUGGUGGGGGACCUGAUCUCAGGGAGGAAGCUCCAGGUGCUGGAGAAGCUGCUCCGGGCCGGCGGGCUGGUCAUAGAAGACGCCCAAGGACCCAAGGUCACCCUGGACAUCCUAGGUGACAGCCUGCUGCAGGUCACCUUGCGCUGCAAGCUGUACCUGUCACUCCAGAAGAUCCUGUGGCUCAAAAUCAUUAAGAACAUCCUCAUCGGGGUACGGCUGGAACAGGUAGGGAACAAGACCCAGGUGGCCAUUGAGGAGUGCUACACGCCCCCCGGAUUCCUGGAUAUUGAGAUUCUACAACAGACAGACUCCCUGCCUGUGAAUAGGCUUCUGCAGCUGCUGUCCAACCUCCUGGACAAGGUCCUGCCCUCCCUUCUCCAGGAAGUGGUGUGCCCCACAGUCACAACCCUCAUCAACUCACUGCUGGAAGACCUGCUACACAUCUCUCUGCCACCCAUCUAUCCGGGCCCCGAUGACUUCCAGUACUAUGUGACCAGCACCGAGUUCACGGAGGAGGCCAUACUGAUGAGAGUCCUGCUCGUGACACCCUGUGGCCCAGACCAGCCGGCCCGGAAGCCUGAAUCCCCACAGCCCAGGGCCCUCCCACGACUCGCCCAGGGCAGCAUGGCAGACCUGGUGUUUGGGCUGGAAGUCUACAAUAACCUCCUGCGCUGCCUCUGCACCCGGACCCAUGUGGCCCCCGUGGACUCAGUGAACACAACAGACGCUGACCUCAUGAAGCUGCUGACCCUGAAAGAGCCUGGGCUCAAGGCUUCUAACCAGUCCGUGCAGAGCUUGGGCCUGGCCAUCCGCACCCAGGAUCCUCCCAUAGUCCACCUGGAUGGCAGCAGAGCCACCGUGACCCAGCAAGGCUCGCUGCUUCUGCUGGGGCCCAACGCCACCUCCUCCAGCUCCAUUUCCUGGCAACUCCUCUCGAAAGCUGUAUUUUUCUCAAAAAAUCAGAAACUAGAGCUCCAGUUCACUGCCCACAGGGCCAAGGUUACCCUGGGCCCUUACCCAGCUGGCCUCAAGGAACAGGAAGAAGGCCUGAAGGGCUUGCUGUUGGCCUUGCUGAAGAGGAGAUUCCUGCCCCAGCACAACAAAUGGCUCAGGGAGUGCGGCCUCCCCCUGCCGCACAUCAAGGGUGUCUCCUUUAAUCAAGCCCAGAUGGAGUUCUCCCAGAAGUACAUGUUGCUGACUGUUCCUGAGUAG